Recurvomyces mirabilis is the source of this 1575-nucleotide messenger RNA. RefSeq names its product multicopy suppressor of BFA (Brefeldin A) (gene BFR1). Gene Ontology annotation, biological process: intracellular mRNA localization. The coding region runs from base 1 to 1575 and encodes 524 amino acids. Gene Ontology annotation, molecular function: mRNA binding. The record is from RefSeq and is a predicted model, not a curated record. Gene Ontology annotation, cellular component: nuclear outer membrane-endoplasmic reticulum membrane network; ribonucleoprotein complex; endoplasmic reticulum. Lineage: Eukaryota; Fungi; Ascomycota; Dothideomycetes; Mycosphaerellales; Teratosphaeriaceae. The transcript has 3 exons.
AUGGCGGACGUAGGCACACCGAGUGCUGCCGCAAUGGCCAAUGCCGACCCAUCUUCUGCACCCAAGGACAAGUCCACAAGUGUCGCCAAGCCCGAACGACCUGAUGAGGAUACGUACAAGAAAGAGCUUGCACAAGCCGAGAAGGAAUUACGCUCGUCGGAAGACCGCAUGAAGCAAAUCAAGGCCAAGCUCGACAAUGCGCGACCUAACAACAAGGACUCACCCUCAUCGAAACGCCAGCAGGAACUUCGCGCCGAGCUCCAGCAGAUUCGCACCCAGCAGCAGGCCGGCAAGUCGUCCCGCACCCAGGUUAUGGACAAGAUCAAGCGUUUGGAUGAAGGUUUGAAAUCUCGCAUAAACGAGCAGAAAGUCGCCCGCAGCCGCACGCCCUUCAAGUCAGUCGAUGAGGUCCAGCAGCAGAUCGAUCGCCUUCAAAAGCAGGUUGACACUGGCACUAUGAAGAUUGUCGACGAAAAGAAGGCUCUUGCCGAGAUCUCGCAGCUCAACAGGCAGAAGAAGGGUUUUGCUGGCUUCGAGGAUGCGCAGAAGGGUAUUGAUGAUGUUAAAGCACAAAUCGCUGAGCUUCGCAAGACCAUGGACGAUCCCGAAUCAAGAGCAAUGAGCGAUCGUUACACUGCUAUCACGACCGAGCUGGACCAGAUCAAGGCUGAGCAAGAUGAUGCAUUCAAGAGCUUGAACUCAAUGCGAGAUGAGCGCACAAAGGCGCACGACGAGCAACAGAAGAAGUAUACCACUGUCAAGGAGAUCAAGGACAGAUACUUCCAGUCACGAAGAGCAGCUGUCGAAUACGAGCGAGAGGCUCGCCGUAUCCGUGAAGAAAAGAGACGUGUGGAGAACGAUGCUUAUCACCGUGGCCGGAGGCAGACUGCAGCUCGCGAGAAGCUCGACGAGGCCAGUGCCCCUGCAUAUCAAGAAGAGAUCCGCACCGCUCAGAACCUGAUGGCCUACUUCGACCCGUCAUCAGCUCAGAAGGCAGAAGUCGCCGGACCAGGCAAAUUCGCAGCCACUGCAUCAAGGACUGUUGAGGAUGGUGGAAUCAAAGGUACUCGACUUCCGAAGAAAGGUGAUGACGAGGAGAACUAUUUCAUUGGUGGAGGUGGAAAGAAGAAUAAGAAGAGUCGUGGGCAGGCAGCUGGUGGUGCCGCUUCGCCUGCACCGGCGGCUAGCAAGUUUCAGCUCGAUAUGGGUACCAUCGACGGUCUUGGCAGAAUUGAUGUCGACCCGCCGAUGUCCCAGAGCGACGUGCCAGCCGUUGUUGAGAAGCUGAAAGGGAAGCUUGACCACUGGAAGGGUGAUCAGGAUCGCAAGACCAAGGAGAACAUUGCACAGGCUCAAGCCGAGAUUGAUCGCCUCGAGGCUGAGGCGACGGCCGCUGAGUCCAAGGCUGGUAGCUCAACGGAGACCGCGCGCAAGCCGGCAGCUGCUAAGCAGCAAGUCAAUGGUAGUGCAACCGCAGGAGCCGAGCACAAAGAAGACGACGCAGUCAACGAUGUCGCCGAUGAUCUGCAGAAGACAAAACUUGAAGACGAGGCUGCUCCAGAGGGUACUGCAUAA